AUGCGUUAUGCUCUCGAUGUUCUUGACAAAUACGGGGACAAUACCUGGCUCGGAUACGUUGGGCGCCAAAGUGCGAACGGCUCUAUUGAUGGCGAAUGGCCAGUUGCUUAUCAUGGAACAACGGAUCCGCGUGCUGCUGAAAUUGUUCGUAGUGGUGGACUUGAUUUGGGGAAAGGAAAUCGCUUUACUUUUGGUUAUGGCAUUUACUGCACUCCUGAUCCAAAGACUGCGCUCUAUUAUGCAUCUCCUUACGAACACAAUGGAAAAAACUACAAGUUGAUUGUACAGGCUCGUGUCGAUCCAUUUCAUCGUGAAAUUGUGCCCAAGUCUCAACACGGUCUUGCUGGCCUUGAUGAUUACUGGAUUAUCAAGAAAAAUGAUGCCAUUCGUCCAUAUGGAAUCUGUGUCUUUCCGUGU
Mesorhabditis belari is the source of this 417-nucleotide messenger RNA. NCBI's taxonomy places the organism in Eukaryota, Metazoa, Nematoda, Chromadorea, Rhabditida, Rhabditidae. The record is from the annotation of a GenBank genome assembly.